AAAAAAGAGCCCAAAUCACGGAAGAGCCUCUGCAGUCUUACUAGUUUGGCAAGUCAGCAGGACUCAAAGCAGCGCAGAAUUAAAAAAGGCGGAGAAGAGGAGCGAAAGGCACUUUUGCGCACAUUUCACACACUUCUCUUAUCCCGCGGACGAUCAACGACAGGGGAAUCAUGGAGGGCGCCAUCCAGGCAGUGGUGAAAACCUUCCUGAAAUCAGCUAAAGGAAAAGAUACUCUAGGAAAGAAAGAGUUCCAAAGCCUCGUCUCAUCCCAGCUCGGCAACAUCCUUACGGACACAGAGAGCAAGGAAGCAAUCGACAAUAUGGGCAAGCAGCUAGACUCCGACAAUGACGGCAAGGUUGGGUUUGAGGAGUACAUGAAGCUAAUAGGCUACCUGGCCUGCUCACUCAGCGAGCAGCGUGGGCGCAAUAAAGAGGAAGCUGUAAAAAAUGCUACUUCUGAACAAGUGGCACAAAGCUCCCCGGAUAAAGCAGCAGAACAGCCCAAAGAGAAUGCAGAGCCUAAAGAGGAUGGAAAGCAAAAAGAAAACGAAGAAACAAAAGCAGACGUAGCAGCUGAGGCAAAGGUGGAGGCGAAAGUGGAUGCGAACAUGGAUGGGAAGGUAGAAGCAAAGGCGGAGGGGGAAACAAAGCCUGAGGCAGCUGCAGUGGAAGCAGCAGCCUCAGUAGAGGCAGAGGUAAAGGCUACAGAGCCAGAGAAAGCCGAGGAAACGCCAAACGUGGAUUCAACAGAGAAGUCGCCUGAUGCUACUGAGGAGGAAGGAGCAGAGAAGACAAAAGAGGCAUCUUCAUAGGGGACAAUCCACUCCUUCCCAAAAGUCACACUCCGAAAAUAAAUUCAUCAGAGAACGUAACAUUAAUUCCAAAAUAAUUUGGAAAGCCACUAUUUUUUAUAUGCAUUUAAAUACAAUUAUAUAUUAAACACUACAGAACACUAUUCCAUAUACAUGAUUAUGUACAUUACGGUAGCUACUUUUAGUAAUACUUUUACCACUAUGUUUAUAUGUAAGAUGUGCAUCCCACUAUAUAGCACAUUUACCUCAUUAUGAUGGUAUACAAAGACAGCAUGCUGUUGUACACUAAAUCGUGCAUGCAGUAUCCAUGUGAAAGCUUCCCUGGAAAGUAUGAUUUUCCUGCACACUUGACUGAAGCAGCUUAACACACUAUUGCAAACUAGAGGCCUUCCAUCCGUGCUUUCUCUUUCUGGGUGUUUUUCACUUUCUCUCACUUCUACACUAACAACAAAGUCAAAACAAGUCCUUUGAAAACUUUGGCAAUAACCCGUUGCCAGAUAAAUAUGUCUUAAAAGAAAUAAUUUAGACGUUUUAGCAACUUGCUAGUCAAAACAUAGAUACAGGGAGCUCACUAAAUGUUUGGAUUUGUCAAUCCCGGAAUAAGAAAUGAUUUUUAAAGUUAAGAAGCACCCUAGAAUAUUAGAGAUUACAUUUUGUUCCCUGUUUCUAUUUUACUCAAUUUACAAUUUUAUUUUUAGGUUAAUGAUAGCAAUAGCUGCUUUUCCGAAUUUUACUAAGCUGACAUUUACCAUGAUAAUAUAUUUAGUCAUUAUCCAGCUUUGAAACAUUCCUGUAUUUUAUGCACUUGGUUGUGUUUUGUAAAUUGAAUCUGCUUGGCAAUAAAUACAAAUAUAUACAGACAUUUAUUUGCUAGCCUGUACAUUUAGAGGAAGGUGGUAAGAUAUGAAUUAGCUGCUUCCCUUUCUUUGUUAGUUUGGUACAUUGUCAUGUUAUAUUUGCAUUUGAAAGCUAAAAUCUUAAGAGGUUUUAAAAUAUUAACUGGAACAUUCCCUAAAGUUAAAGAUUUUCCCCAAACAACUUGGAAAACGUAUUUCAAAUCCAAUAUGGCUUCCACUCAAAUAAGACAUAAUAAAUCAAAUGUAAUUAACUGUUCCUAUUGACUUCUGAUCAUUUUAAUUCUUGCUUUGCUGUUAGUUGUAAAUUAGAUUAAAUUAAAUUGACCCUUCAAAUGUUUAUCUUCACUAACUUUGUCCUUGAUUAUUUAAAACAUAUUAAAUUUCCCUAAUAGUAUAGUGUAAACUUUAGAGGCAAGCUAGAUUUUAAAUUUGUUAGCCAAUAAGGUCAAAAGGCAUUUUUACUUGAAAGUUGGAAAUUUAGUGUUUAAAGUAAAAAAAAAAAAAAGUAGAAAUCUUCUGAUGUUAAUACAUAAUAAUGAAUUUCUGAAUCCAAUAUGGCUGCCACCUAAAUAAAUAAAAUGAUAGUCACUGCAAUGAUUAACAUAGUUUCAGUUCUGUUGGUUUGAAGCCCAUUAAAUUGGCUUUGUAAGAUUCCACUAUUUUCUUUUGUUUGCUUGUUUUUGUUUUUUGUUUUUUUUAUCAAGUUGAUGGGGAAACCAUUCCUCAAUAUUAAUUCUAAAUAAAACAUAUUCAGGUUAGCUUCUUUUUUUCUUGAAAAUUGUUAUUUUUUUAUUAAACUUUAAUCUUUAAUCUGUCCAAAUGUUCCUUUAUUGUAUGCACUUAAAUCAUGGUUUUUGUAUGUCUUGAAAUUGGUGCUGUGGCUUAUUUCACAAAACAAUAAACAAACUAAUUUCAUAAGUUCUACAUACUUCCGCUGAUCUUAAUUGUUUUCUCAUGGCCCUUUUUAUUUCUUUCUCCUGUGAACUGAUCUAUCUCAUUUUUCCCCCUUUGUCUGCAGAGUGUGUUCUCUGAACUGUUAGACGUGAACUGGGGACUGGAACGUUGGGUGUGACCUUUGACUAAAUUAUUAAGGCACUGUCAGGGAAUCUACACCUAAAGGACCAAUUAGGUCAAAAAGGGAGCCCAGAAUAGUCCUGUGGGAGUGGGCUGGGGACUAGCAGGCCAUAUCAGCAAAGGUGCUCAAGCAACUUUAUCCCCAGAUUGGGUUUGGAAAAGGAAACCCUGUAACAAACCACAGAUGACUCUAAAAACCCAUCUUACUGGAAAUGUUAUUUUAAUUAACGAGCUAUAAAUGCAUUGGCGGUUCAAGAGUGACCUACUUAUUGAAAAUGCUAAAACCUCCUGACCUUCAUCUGAACUGGUUGAUAGUUGGAGUACCAGCUGCUUGUUCUUCCAUUAUGUUUUGCUGGUCACACCCUUGUGCAUUUUAGACACCCUGUUUGUCCUGCAACUGGAUCCUCGAGCAUUAGGCAUUAGGAAAUUACUGGAUUAGGCAUUUCAUGACUAACACACCCAGGGAUGCAAACAAUUGCAUGAAAGUAAUCCUGGAUAUGGAAUUCCUCUCCAUGCCUGUUGGCGGUUGUGCUGUUUUAAUUAUAGGAACAACACAGAGUGUAUCUUAAUGGAUUUAACCAAAUAUCAUUUUUGUGAUUAUUUUAACCACUAUUAAUUUUUCCCUCUUUAUUACAAUGAACUUUAAAAUCUACAGCUAACCUAUUGAUGGAGCACUUUAGGGAUUAUUAUAGUAAAAUAGCGGCACCUUGUUCCUCAUCAGAACUGACAGCACUUCACACUGCUGCCUUACAAAAAUGGAAGAGAUAAAUACUGUAAAGGCAGAUCAUGUGAUCACCCUGCUUCACUCAGACACUCCCAUUGUAAAUACUCUCAUUUACACCUUCUCCAUGCAGCCCACGGUGCACCAUGCUUCCUGCAUUAGCUGCCUCUUAAUGGGCGUUUUAGAUGGUCUUAUUACUAGCUCUCUUUUUUAAAUCUGAUUUUUUUUAAUGCAUUUUUAUUUUUGUUGAGACUAAUGGUGUCAUCAGUUUCCUAAACCACCUACGGCUCAUAUGGUCAUGUUAAGGUACAGAACAGUAGUUUGCUGAUUUGCACUAUAAAAACCAGCUUAAUAUGAACAUACUUUGAUUGAACAUCCCCUGGAAGAUGAUCUUUAGCCAAUAUUUUUCAUUUAAAAUGUGCCUUUUAUGUUUAUAAAGCUUGUCACAGCAAAAAUCCACCCAACUCUAAAUGAUCUACUAAAACUGGAACACAAUAGAUACGCAGCAGGGAGUGUUCACAUUGCCACACAGUAAAUCACCUUCAUUCUCAGAAACAGUAGAUAAAGAUCAAAGUUAUUAAGCAGCGAACUGGAACAGCAUAAAGUAUUUGAAUAUAUAAAUGUGACUUUAUGGCCGCUGGGCUCAAAAUGUUUGUGAUAGUGGGAUGUUUCACAGGAUGCCAUGCAGGUACUUAUCUGUUUAUUUUCUAGAAAUAUGUCUUCACUGUUUAUUAUAAAUAUAAAUACAUAAUGCUGUAUCAUUUUUGCUUAUAAUCUAUGUACUGGCUAAUAUAGAAUUAAACUGUGACAGUAACAUUU
Cyprinodon tularosa is the source of this 4283-nucleotide messenger RNA. It is a transcript of the gene s100u, whose product is annotated as S100 calcium binding protein U. The transcript is spliced from 3 exons. The coding region runs from base 171 to 812 and encodes 213 amino acids. Gene Ontology annotation, molecular function: calcium ion binding. The record is from RefSeq and is a predicted model, not a curated record. Lineage: Eukaryota; Metazoa; Chordata; Actinopteri; Cyprinodontiformes; Cyprinodontidae. Gene Ontology annotation, cellular component: perinuclear region of cytoplasm.